Molecule: messenger RNA, 486 nt
Organism: Perca flavescens (yellow perch)
Lineage: Eukaryota; Metazoa; Chordata; Actinopteri; Perciformes; Percidae
Product: secreted acidic protein 1A-like
Exons: 2
Coding region: 1-486 (161 amino acids)
Source: RefSeq, a predicted model, not a curated record
AUGGGUCGAAACAGGGAGGCAUGCAGCUUACCGAGACACCCAACGCCAGCAGCCCAGGUAGGCUAUACAUCUACCCACACGGGGACAUCCCCAGCCAAGACAGGGUCGGCUCACACCGCAGCAAACGGACGACCUAGGGCAGCGGCAAAAAGUGUGCAGCACACCAGCCCCGAUAUGCCUCCACACCCAACAGGAGAAGACAGAAAAAGCAUCGCCUGUUGUAUGACUCUAGAUUUCAACCUGCAUCAGGGUUUCUCCAUCACAAGAUGCAAUGUCCCCGAAGAGGAAGGAGAGGAAGAAGAAGAAGAAGACGACAAAGACGACGACGACAAAGAAGAAAAAGAAGAAGAAGAAGACGGCCACCACCAUCACAGUGACUCUGACGAGGGCGACGAAUGCAAAUCCGAAAAAGACUGCAGCAACGACAACGACGAAGGAGAAGACGAUGACGACGACCAAGACGCCGACGACCGAGAAAAACAAUAA